Molecule: messenger RNA, 1933 nt
Organism: Hydractinia symbiolongicarpus
Lineage: Eukaryota; Metazoa; Cnidaria; Hydrozoa; Anthoathecata; Hydractiniidae
Exons: 2
Coding region: 481-1611 (376 amino acids)
Source: RefSeq, a predicted model, not a curated record
AAUAGCUUAAUUUGUCUAUUUUCAAAUUUUUGAAUUUCACGGCCCUUUUCAAUAUGGCUGCGCCAAAGGCCGGCUGCAAGUGUAGUGAUCAUGAUGUUUGGAUUAUUCUUUCUCAAGAUGAAAGUAAAUCAGUUUGUCAUAUUGAAAGAUCCAAAGUGAAGCAAACAGUUGUUAAUUACUUGAAAUCACACAAUUAUUUAUCCGAAAGAUCAAGCUAUCUUUGUAAAGCAUGCAUUAAUAUGGCAGAAUACCUUAUGAAACCAAAACCUGAAGAUGUUGAAACUAAAGGACAAAGAGAGCAUGGGUUGUCAUGUGAUAGCUUGGAGACUGACACAUUUAUAGCAUAUUUGUUAAAAUCCAAAGUUUUAACUGACCAUGUACCAGAUUCAAAAUGGUCACAGUUAUUUUUUUAUCUUGGGAAAAGAGUUCUUUUGUAUAAAAUACAAAAAGAUGGAGAAUAUUUAAGUACAAAAUACAAAGAUGCAUCUUAUUUGCAAACACAAUCCAAUGGAAUUUAUACUUCAGAGAGAAAAUAUUCUAGUUUCGUUUGUGGAAGGAAUUUCAGGUCGGUACAUUAAAAAUGAACAUAAUUCUGGUAUAAUUUUCUAUUUGGCUACCCUGAUCGAAAACAUAUACUACUUGGCAAAUUUAAAUUGGAUAUUUCCACAUUCAUUUGUUUCAAAUCUGGUAAAGUCGUGUAUUUCUGGAUCUAAAAUAGUAACAACUAUUAAUGGUAAGAUUUAUCCAGCUGGCAGUUAUUCUUCAUAUUUAAAUUGGCUAAAGGAAAUUGGUAGAAAUAAGUUGGAAUGUCCAAGCGGAGACAUAGAAACCUACAUUGACAAUAUUGGAAAAUACAUAAUUCGCAACUACCGUAUUUCGAAGACGAAAUCAGCUUUGGCUGAUAUUAUCACAUCAACGCUGUAUAUAAGUUUAAUGGGCAAUAUUCAAACCAUUGAAUCGUUAAAACCAUGCUACUGGAGUACCGAAAAAACACUUGGGGAAAUCCAAGGAAAAAUGGAUGAAAUCCUUCAAAGUUCACGCAAAGUUUUCAGAAAAGUUCGUUUCAACUACAUUAGCCAAAUGAUUGAACAGUACAAAAAUGAAACAAAUGAAAUCACUAAAAGAAUUUCAGACCUUAUUUUACUUCAAAAGCGCCAGUGUACAAUUACGGAUUGUGGGAAGGCAUAUAAGAAUUGCAAGCGUGUUUGUGAUGCGUGUGGGUCAGCAGUUAAGAAAGUCAAUGAGGAACAACAGAAAUCUUGUCAAACAACUUCAGUUGGUAACAAGUAUUUAAAUCUUGGUCAAAAAAGUGCUUGUAAUAAACCAUCAAUUCAAGUUGGAGAGCCAAUAUUAUUAAACCCCAACAGUUAUGACAACAUUAAAUCAAUUCUUAGUCAACUUAAAGAAAACCUUGCUGUAUCUAAAAGUAGAUUCUGGACAUACGUUGGAUGUGAUGGAUACGUUGGAUGUGAUGGACCACCUUAUGUACUUGCUAGCAGGCUUAUUGAUGAUAACAAAGAAGAUUAUGAUUGGAUUACUUUUACUUCCUGGCUUGGGACAUUUAAAUAUGAAUCAGGUAUACAAAUACAUUUUUAUGCAAAAGGGGACUGAACUAAAACAAACAAAUAAAAAAAAAAUGUGUAACAUAACAAUCUUUCAAUAUAAAAUACUUUCUGUUUUAAAAAAUAUUUACAGUAUACUUCAUGAAUAAUAAAUAUAAAAAAGCAAUGUUUAAAAAUGUAAUCAAACUUAUGCUGUUUAUCGUAAUAAUAAAUAAAAUAUAUUUACAUGUUAGGUGAAAGGUUUCUUUAAGAUAUUGGACCAAAUAUGUUUGGAACCACUUGGCCGUGAUGUGUUAAAUUUUAACUCUCCAAAAGCGUAUACCUACUUUAAAGAUUGUACAGAUAAUCACAAGGCAUGGGAAGCCUUUGAA